AUUGUCACAGAUCAUUUCCUGGUGAAACUGCAGAUGCACUGGGAAGCUGUAAGCACACCACAGAGCGUAACGCAGCUUAGUUAUGACAACAGAUUCAGGGAGAAUGGCUAACAGAACAAAACUAAUCAUUCCCCCAAAUGGUUUCAGUCUAACUGAGGCAGGCCAAAUAACCCAUGGUACUGUUAUCCAAACAGGAGGGGUGAUACAAUAUGCAGGACAGCAGCUUGGAACCACCAACCAACUUCAGCAAAACCCUCAAGUGGGUAGGUUUGAGAAAUUCAUCAAAGCAGAGACCAAGUCAUUGUUAGCCAUCCAGAUCAUAAUUGGAUUGAUACUCAUUGGAUCUGGGGGUGUCAUGACUAUUUUUCGUGGCUGGGAGACAGAUUACUUCCCUUUAACUGUCUUUGGAGGUUAUCCAUUCUGGGGUGGAAUAUUUUUCAUUGCUUCUGGAUCCCUUUCAGUGGUACUUGAGAAACAGCUGUUCACCCGCAUGGUGAAAUGCAGUAUGGGAAUGAACAUCACUGGUGCUGUAAUAGCAUUCAUUGGUAUGAUUCUAUAUUCAGUGGAGUGGCUUCUAAAUUCAGUCUAUAGUAGGCAGAAUGAUGAUUUGUCAAGGUCUGUAGGUACUGGUCUUGCUGCCCUGCUCCUCAUGUUUAGCUUUCUGGAGUUCUGCAUUGCUGCUUCAAUGGCACAUUAUCAGUUCCAAGCAGUCUGCUGCAACAGUGACAUGACCAUAGUUUGUGUACCCUAUGUUGUGAAUGGAGAAGGUGCAUUUUCCACAGAAGACGUCCUUCCUGAAACCAAUCCUGUUCCUCCAGUCUAUGGCAAUGUGGCUCUCCUUUCUUAAAAGUGACUUACUUGGGGGUGGGGAGGGGGUGGAGAGAAGUUACAGAGGAUGGCAUGACAGAAAUUUUAACAAUGGAACAGUCUCAGAAGUAAAACAUUCUCAGCAUCUUUCAAUUUUUGCAGAUAUAUCUUUCCUCCAAGGCUAUGCUUUGAACAGAUUAUUCAAUUAGUUUAACUGAUUUAAAGAAAGCAUAGAUUGAGCGGGUUACUGUUAGGGAAUUUGAGGAAGCCCCCUGUAUACCAGUUAAAAUCCAUUGAUCUAAAUUACUCAGUGCUUGUGAAUGAAUCCUUUCUGCACCCUUUCUGUUUAACAUUAUUGUUCCUACCUUUAACAAUAACAAUGCCAUUGCUUAAAUGGUGCCUCAGUUGUCAAUACUGGAAUUGUCUGAAAUAGGAAUUGCAUUUAGGUAAAACAUUCAUUUUAAUUGUAGUUAUUCUUCCCAACCAUAGCUAAAUGUUAUCCCAUCUUAACAUAUCCCUUUUAAUUUCAUUCCAAGUCUUAAUAUAAUUGUUUUGAAAUAACAUACAGUUCAUACUUGACAAAGUAAUACCCAAGUAUUUUACCUUUUUCUCAAUUUCAAACCCUGUUUUGUUCUCCAAUUUCAUAUGGUCCUGUAUUUUCAUAUUUUUAGUUAACACUUUAGUCUUCUGCCUGUUAACCUUGAAGCCAGUCACUGCACCAAAUUCUUUCAAUUUUGACAUUAAGGUUUCAAUUCCCUUUAGGGGAUCCUCCAUAACUAGCACCAAAUCAUCCACAAAGGCUCUUAACUUGUAAGUUUCCUGUUUCACCUUUGAACCUCGAACUCUCUCAUCUUGUCUUGUGCCCCUGUUCAGGACUUCAAGCAGUAGUAUAAAUAACAACAACAAUGUAAAGGCCUCAAAAAGCACAGCAAGCACUGCAAGUUAAUUUUCAUUACACACUAAAUUGUUUAUGUCCACAAUUUUUAGCUCUGGCCUUGGGAAGUUCUAUCCCAUGUUAUGUUAUGAAAUUGUUUGUGCCACGCAGAAUGUUUUUUAUUACAGUGACCUUUCUAAAUACGAAUCAUCAUGACCUGCCAAUCCAUCAUAUUGAAGAAAUCAUGUAACUUUGAUUUGAUUAUUUGAAGAACUGACUGUUUUUUUAUAGAACUGUAUGAGAUCCUCUGUACUGUGAACAAUAUUGUCUUGUAUUGCUGGAAAGGUAUAAAUGCAGAUGCUGACAACUUAUUGUUAAGAAUUCAGUUGUAAGAAUGUG
This is a messenger RNA of Eublepharis macularius, 2080 nucleotides long. RefSeq names its product membrane-spanning 4-domains subfamily A member 12-like. NCBI's taxonomy places the organism in Eukaryota, Metazoa, Chordata, Lepidosauria, Squamata, Eublepharidae. Gene Ontology annotation, biological process: cell surface receptor signaling pathway. The record is from RefSeq and is a predicted model, not a curated record. Bases 83 to 847 code for a protein of 254 amino acids. The transcript is spliced from 7 exons. Gene Ontology annotation, cellular component: plasma membrane.